Molecule: messenger RNA, 201 nt
Organism: Carcharodon carcharias (great white shark)
Lineage: Eukaryota; Metazoa; Chordata; Chondrichthyes; Lamniformes; Lamnidae
Product: histamine H4 receptor-like
Biological process (GO): G protein-coupled receptor signaling pathway
Cellular component (GO): membrane
Molecular function (GO): G protein-coupled receptor activity
Source: RefSeq, a predicted model, not a curated record
AUGCUGGGGAACGCUUUGAUUGUACUGGCUUUUGUGGUGGAUAAGGGCCUACGGAGCAGAACAACUUUUUUCCUCUUGAACUUGGCCAUUUCCGAUUUUUUAGUGGCUUCAAUUCCCAUUUUCCUAAGGGUGACUUACACCUCAGAUUACCUUGAUAUAAAGUUUGUUCUCAAACGCUGUAUUAGUCGUAUGCAUGUGUAA